UUGCCAGGCUUUGUAAAGCUGUGGGUAUGACAGUCUGGGGUCUGAGUCGAUCUACAAAGAAACAUAUUCCUGCAUUUGAUCACCUAACAACACUGGCGGAUCUUAGUAGUUUUUUGGCGGGUUGUGAUUAUAUAUGUAAUGUUCUCCCUGGUACGCCAGAAACUACGAAUAUGCUGUCAGGAGAUGUGCUGAAAUGCUGUAAAUCUAAGAGACCUAUUUUCAUCAAUGUCGGACGUGGAAGUAUUAUUAGUGAAGAAUCUUUACUUUCUGCACUUGAAAACAAGUGGAUAGGUGGUGCUCUGUUAGAUGUUUUCUCUAAGGAGCCACUUCCACCAGAAAGUCCCUUAUGGUCCCAUUCCUGUGUUACAGUAACCCCCCAUAUAUCAGGUCCCAGUGUAGCAGAAAGUAUCGCCGAGGCGUUUGUCAAAAACUAUGAGAAGUACACCAAUAAACAGAGACUUAAUUAUAUUAUAGACUGGACAAAAGGCUACUGAAAACUUUUUAAUUUUCUGAAAAUUUUUUAAAAAUCACAUGAAAUUUACACGUCAAGAAGUCACUUUCACAUCCUGAUAUUUUUGUUUAUUGUGGUUAUAAUUAUUCGUUAAUUUGUGUUUACUUCCGAAGU
Molecule: messenger RNA, 625 nt
Organism: Saccostrea cuccullata (small rock oyster)
Lineage: Eukaryota; Metazoa; Mollusca; Bivalvia; Ostreida; Ostreidae
Product: glyoxylate/hydroxypyruvate reductase A-like
Exons: 5
Molecular function (GO): NAD binding
Source: RefSeq, a predicted model, not a curated record